Messenger RNA from Danio aesculapii, 1314 nucleotides. RefSeq names its product mitochondrial ubiquitin ligase activator of nfkb 1-A (gene mul3). The coding region runs from base 77 to 889 and encodes 270 amino acids. Gene Ontology annotation, molecular function: ubiquitin-protein transferase activity. The transcript is spliced from 5 exons. Gene Ontology annotation, biological process: protein ubiquitination; organelle organization. Lineage: Eukaryota; Metazoa; Chordata; Actinopteri; Cypriniformes; Danionidae. The record is from RefSeq and is a predicted model, not a curated record.
UCGUGUGGUCACGCUUAUACACUGCAGCUGUAAUAAUGGCGGAUUGUCUGUUUGUGUCAUAAACUUCAGAGCAAAAAUGAGUGAUCCUCUCUUUCACCCACUCACCGUCAUAUGUGCGGGAUCCUGCUUCGCCUUCUCUGGGCUCUUUUAUAAACUAUAUUCAGAUAAAAGACUAGAAGUACAGAAGCUGAAGGAGAUCCCAAACUUUCAACCAGACCAUCAUCUGCUCAGGAUUCUGAAUGCAUCGUCCAACAAGAGACUUCAUUAUGUUGCUGUAGAAGGACUGGUGCAGGCUGUUGGAGAGCCCAUUUCCAGCCAGUAUGUGCCACGCUGUCAUGGUGUCAUUCAGAAGAUUACUGUGCAUGAACACUGGAAAUACUGGAACUCUCUUCUUAAGUCAUGGGUCUCCAAAAAAGUGAACAAGCAGCAGACCACCAACACGGUGCCCUUCACUUUGGUGCAACCCGGCUCAUUCAUCAGCGAUCUGAGUGUGCGUGUGGACUCUCCUCUGGAAGCGUCCGGCGAUUUCCUCCAGCAGGUCCACAGACGGGUCCGAAACGCUAAAGAGGGCCUGAUGGAUGCCGUUUUGGGGGAAUUGAGCGGAGAAAAACCCAUAGCUUUGGAGGAGCGAGAGGAUCUGCUGCGUGUGGGAGUCCCGCUCACUGCAUUCGGAGAGCUGGUCCUGGAGCAGGAGAAGAUCAUGAGGAUACAGCCACCCAAAGAUGGCCGCAGCUUCGUCCUGAUCCCCAGCGAUUAUAACAGCUUCAUGCAGCGACACCAGAACAGCGCCACCAUGUGGAAAGGGCUCACGGUGCUGUUUGGAGUCACAGGGUCUACACUGCUAGCGGGAUUCAUCCACGCUGGUCUUAAAGAUAGAAAAACUAGCUGAAUCACUCAGGAAAAAGGAAAAUUAUUGGAAAAUCAGACACAUUUGCAGAUUUACCAGUGGAUUUCUCAAGCUCUCCACACUCUCAAUGAUCUUUAGCUUUUUUUUUUUUAUGAAUAAUGUCAACUCACUUCUGAAACUAUCUGAAUUAGUCAGGAAAAGAUCCGAUUAUGGAGCAUCGGGCAUUUAAAAUGAAUCCCACGUGCAGUUUUACCAGUGUAUUUCUCGAGCUUUGCACACUCUGAAUGAGCUUUAGCUUUUUUUAAAGAAAUUGAUCUACUGUAGUUAAUCAAAAAAGUUGUAAAAAUUGUGCCAGAAAUGGGCAAGAACGGGUGUUGUCGAAGAGUUUUACAAUAACUUUUAUUAUGUUUAUUGAUCCACUUCAAAAUGUUGGCGAAUGUGUAUUAAAAGCCAUUCAAAAUUCAUAA